Molecule: messenger RNA, 3336 nt
Organism: Cherax quadricarinatus
Lineage: Eukaryota; Metazoa; Arthropoda; Malacostraca; Decapoda; Parastacidae
Source: RefSeq, a predicted model, not a curated record
AAUAGUUAGUCAAUUAAAUAUUGUAGAAUAAUACAGUGGACUUUCUCAUACGUCUAAAUUUUUGAUUGACAAAUACUGCAGAUUUUGUAUUUUCAUUGUUUUAAAUUUUUUGAUAAAUUAUGAUAUUUUGUGUACUAAAUUUUUGGUAUUUUUGAAGGUUUUAGAAUAUUUUUGUUUUUAAUAGUGGGACUGUACAUAGACGAUGGCAUCCAGUGGUGAGAGAUUCCAGACCUGAUAUAAACCUGGUUUUGAAGGCUAACAACAUAACAGUUCGUAAUAAGCAACGGUCUGGGACAGUGAUUACAGAUGAGAUGCGAGAGGAAUUUGCUGAGUUUUGGGACCAACACAAAUAUAAUCCUCUGACAGCAAGAAACAUUUUAUUAGCUUCAUUCUGUCCUCAGGUGUAUGGACUAUAUGUGGUUAAGUUAGCAGUUGCUGUGGUGGUUGCAGGUGGCAUGCAAAAAGUAGAUACAAGUUGUACCAGAAUCAGGGGAGAGUCUCAUCUUCUGCUAGUAGGAGAUCCAGGAACAGGUAAGAGUCAGUUCCUAAAAUACGUGUGUAACCUGGUGCCACGGUGUGUCCUAACAACGGGUAUUGGAACCACCAAUGCUGGUCUUACAGUUUCUGCUGUGAGAGAUGAGGGAGAGUGGGCUCUGGAAGCUGGUGCUUUGGUUCUUGCAGAUGGUGGUAUCUGUUGCAUUGAUGAGUUCAAUAGCAUCCGUGAAGCAGACAGAGCAGCUAUACAUGAAGCUAUGGAGCAGCAAACUAUAAGUGUAGCUAAGGCUGGAAUUGUUUGCAAGCUAGACACUCGCUGCAGCAUUUUAGCCGCCACCAACCCUAAAGGGCACUAUGAUGCUGAAGAAUCUCUCAGCGUUAAUGUUGCUCUAGCCUCGCCUCUACUCUCACGCUUUGACCUCAUCCUGGUUCUUCUUGACACCAGGAAUCCUGAAUGGGACAAAAUAGUGUCCAGCUACAUCCUGGAAGGUUGUGAUCCACUUGGUGGAGAUGGGGGAAGCCAAGAAGACUGGAGCAUGGAGAGACUCCAGGCUUACUUUUGCCACAUACGCUCCAUUCAGCCAGUAAUGACGCCUGAAGCAACCAUACUGUCACGUUAUUAUCAACUUCAGCGGCAGACUGACCAACGCAGUCAAGCCAGGACCACUAUUAGAUUGCUGGAGAGUUUAGUUCGUCUGAGCCAGGGUCAUGCAAGAUUGAUGAUGCAUGCAGAAGUGUCAGUGGAAGAUGCUAUUGUGGCUGUCACAUUGAUAGAAGCUUCUAUGAUUGGAGCUUCACUGAUCACUGGGAUCAAUCCUCUUCACACAGCAUUCCCACGGUCCCCAGAGGAAGAAUAUAAAACUCAAGCUAAAAUUGUGCUGGGAAAACUCAACCUCUUUGAUAUCUUAACAAAAGAAAUGGGACGGCUGAAUGCUCAAGAAAAGCUCCUAAUAAAGUGGAAACAAGUGCACCCAAAAAUCCCAUUGAGGGAAAAAAAAGAUAAAAGUAGAGAUAUACCAGUAACUAUGAGAUAUUGUUCGAAGAAAGAUUUUAAAGGCUCAGUUAAUGAGGAUAAGACAACAGCUGGUAUUGAAGAACUGGAGGAUGAAAUACAAGAGGGAACAUCCAGAAGUGGGAAGCAACAAACAUUGUGCCACAUGACAAAGAAGUUAGACUCGAGUAACAUAGUUUCAUGUGUUGAUGUAUCAAGUGAUAAUCUGAUGGAUGAAUCUCAUGAUAACAGUAACAUGAACUGUGUCAAGAACAAGAAAGGUUUGAAGAGAAAAUUAGAAGUAAAUACACCAGAUAAUGAAAAUCUAAAUGCCCCAGUUCAGUCAAAUAUUAAGAAAGUGAAUAUCAAAAAGUUCAAGAAGAAAUGUACUCAGAAAGAAUCUUUUAAAAAUGUACAUUCUCUGAAUAUUCAGUUGCAGGUGAAUGAGGCUGCAAAUGAAUUAUUGAAUGACUUGGAAGAUUUUGAGGAACCAGUAUGUAAUUGGAAUCAAGUAUUAGUGAAAGACAAUAAAAAUACUUCUAUAAUUAAAUUUAGUGCUGAAAGCAAAGUCGAAGUUGAUGCUAAAACAGGUGUUGAGGAUGCUCAAAAGUGUAAAACAGGUGUUGAGGAUGCUCAAAAGUGUAAAACAGGUGUUGAGGAUACUCAAAAGUGUAAAACAGGUGUUGAGGAUGCUCAAAAGUGUAAAACAGGUGUUGAGGAUACUCAAAAGUGUAAAACAGGUGUUGAGGAUACUCAAAAGUGUAAAACAGGUGUUGAGGAUACUCAAAAGUGUAAAACAGGUGUUGAGGAUGCUCAAGUGUAAAACAGGUGUUGAGGAUGUCAAAAGUGUAAAACACAAAGUUCUUCAUAAGUUAGAGAAAUACAGAAACUAUAUGUUUCUUUAAAAGUUUCCAAAAAUAUCAAAACUAAAUCUUUGUAAAUUUACAGAAGAUAUAGAAACUAAUUCUUCACAAGUUACAGAAAAUACAAAAACUAAAUCAUUACAGGUUACAGAAAAUAAACAUAAUAGACUAGAAAGUAAGCUCUCAGAAGGUGAGCUCUCAGAAGGUGAGCUCUCAAAAGGUGAGCUCUCAAAAGGUGAGCUCUCAAAAGGUGAGCUCUCAAAAGGUGAGCUCUCAAAAGGUGAGCUCUCAAAAGGUGAGCUCUCAGAAGGUGAGAUAGGGCCAAAUAAUAAUGAGGAUACUGAUGAUGUAGACUUCAUGGAAGAAAACCACGGCUCACAAUGCGUAAAUGUUUUACAAAGGCAUUCAUCAACAGAUGUAAUCCUGGUAGAAAAAUAUUGUAUUUCCAGCAAAAAUUCUGAAAGUGCAGACAUUUCACAUCCUUCUCAUCAAUGUAAUUUUUUUGCUCCCCUCUCUAGGUUACUAUUGAGUGAUGUCCAUCUUUAUAAUAGCCCUAGAGUUGAGCAUGGGUUUUACAAACCUCUGAUUAUUAUUAUUAUUACAAUCAUAACAAAGUGAUAAGCCCACUAUGGUCAUACAGCAUUGAUACAAAUCUCUGAGUGUCUGGAGACAGACCAACCAUCACACCCAUCCAUCCCCUCACCUUGGUGACACAUUAAGGGAAUGUUAGUGGGCUUCAUCUAAUAACAUUGUUAAUGGGUGGGUUUGAUGUAUCCACUUUUUAUUUUGGGAAAUUUAGAUGUAAUUUUAUCUCUGGGUUUUAAUUGUAUGUUGUAGAUGAAUAUGCUUUUUAAUAUAUAAUAAUGAAUGACAAGUCUCAGCACUAACUGGCUCAUACAGCUGCUUCAGACCUGUUUUUUUGUAAUCACUGUAUUACUGUAACUUUUAUAUUUAAAAUUUUGAGCUUAUUAAAAUGAUCAAACUCAA